GUACCUCAACCAUAUUUUAUAAUAAUCAGUUAUAAGUUUAAUUAAAGUUUAAUUUUAAAAAACAUAAACCACUUAAAUAUUGACACCUGAAACCAAAAUCUUUCACACUUUUUUGAACGGUUCUUUCGGCAGAGAUGUCUUGCAAGUUUUCUGUCACUCUUCCUUAUUUUUUUUAUUUUUAUUUUUACUUAUUAUUGUAAUGUGUAGAGACGAUGAAAGAGACUCUCAGUGCACCUGUUCUAAGAUUGCUCUUGGAGAUGCUCUAAGGAACAAAAACUAGGAAAGAUCUUCAAUAGGUUCGGUCUCGAUAACUCGAAAAUCGAAAUUCACCGUGGAUGCAGGGCCGGCCCUGGGCCAAGCCCAAUGAAACAUUCGCCUUGGGCCCCCAAAAUUUUUGAAAAUCUUUAUAUGUAAAUAGGCCCCCAAUUUGUAAAAAAAAAAUUUUUAGGCCCCCAAAUUUUUUAAAUCUUUACUAAAUGGUCUUGGGCCUCCAAACUUUCAGGACCAGUCCUGCGUGGAUGAAAAGAACUGUGUUUGGUAUAACGCAAGCUCCGUGUAUUUGCCAUUAACUGAAGGAAGUGAACUGAGGAAUGUUAGUGGGCUGGGCCGUAGGCCUAACAGAGAAUUGCAUAAUAGUAGCUAUAAACUUUUUGCAUUUAUCCACGGGAUAUAAUACCAGUUAGAAUUAUCUAAAUUGUGUUUGGAGGUUCUAGGGUUUCUUAGUUACUUCACGACAUGACCGAACAGCAGUCUUCGCCGACCAUGAAAAUCCAGGACGUGGAUGAGGAGGAAGACGAUAGAUAUAGUGAUACACAUGACCCGUAUCCACUGGAUCCUAUGCCCGAGUGGGACGUGGACAGCUACGAAGGUCGUGAGUAUGAAUCAGAUCCAGAUCAUCGUGAGCUUUUCUCUGACGAGGAACGUUAUGAGCAAUACCGUCUCGACAAACGUAAGGCUUUCCAUAGUAAGGGUUUCAUCUAUAUACCCCUUAGCGGAAGCUAUCCAAUUAAAGAUCUGGAGGAGAUAGGGUAUGACAACAAGACUACUCGGGAGAAAAUGACAAAUCUUACUAACUUGUGUAUUAAGAAACUCAACGAGACAAAGGGAAAAACAGUUGAAUUUGUUCAUAUAGUGAGAGUUUUUAAACGUUGGGCGGCUGCAUGGAAAUCUUCCAUAACGUUUAUGGCUCGGGAGUCUCCUAAUGGACCUCUUGUAGAGUACCAGGCCAAGGUGGUGACAUUUCCAGGGGACUGUAAAGCUCCUAUUCCCAUCCUCUGCAGACCAACUCCUAUAGACACUCACCUAUAUUGAUCAGUGUUUGCAAAUUGGUAUAUUUGUAUUGUGAUGUAAAAUGUGUCGACUUCUAGCCUCAGUCACUGUUUCUUGAUUUUUAUCAACCUAUAUGGCAGUGUUUGUUGUGUAAGCUAUAUGACGUUUGGUAGAAUCAUUCUGGCUAUACUGAAUUUUUAUAUAUGCUAGAGUCCUAAUUAAAAACGA
Brassica napus (rape) is the source of this 1497-nucleotide messenger RNA. RefSeq lists its product as uncharacterized. The transcript has 3 exons. Bases 736 to 1311 code for a protein of 191 amino acids. The record is from RefSeq and is a predicted model, not a curated record. Lineage: Eukaryota; Viridiplantae; Streptophyta; Magnoliopsida; Brassicales; Brassicaceae.